AUGGUGCUGAGCACUCCCCACGCUGCGCCGCAGGCGCGGCAAACAACCGCCCAGAAAGCCAUCCAUUUCAGCUCCGAGGGUUUCGUCAGCGAGGCGUGCGCGGAUGUAUGGCCAAAGGAUGGCCACGCGAUGGGCGGCGAGUGGAUGGGAUUCCAAGGUGGUGUAUCGUCAAGCGAAAGCGUCUUCGUCGAUAUUGAUGUGCAGGCGUACGGCGGACGACGUGCGUGUGCGCCAACCAUUGUGGUGGGCGGCAACGCUGACAGGAAAGGGACGUCCUGGCAUGGUGGUAUCGCCGAGCUAUUGGAGUACCUGGUGAUGGUGGUGGUGAUGGAGGCCGAUGCUCGUGCUGAAUCUCGUCGGGCACACCCAGACGAGGAUGUGGUGGUUGGCGGGCUGCGAUGA
This is a messenger RNA of Colletotrichum orchidophilum, 402 nucleotides long. RefSeq lists its product as uncharacterized. The transcript is spliced from 3 exons. The record is from RefSeq and is a predicted model, not a curated record. Bases 1 to 402 code for a protein of 133 amino acids. NCBI's taxonomy places the organism in Eukaryota, Fungi, Ascomycota, Sordariomycetes, Glomerellales, Glomerellaceae.